AUGAUCGAGGCGGGUGAGCUGAAGCGUAAACGCUCAGAGGAAGAGAGCGGCGAAUAUGCCCCGACGGCGACAGUGUUGCUUGCUAUUCCCAUGUUAGUUUCAUACCCUCCAGAUCAUCCGCUACAUGUUCCUGGACUUCGCGUAUCUCUCAAGGCGCUUCGUCGGUGCACGGGCCUCACCGAUCAUAACGACAGUGUCAAGCGUGUAAAGGGUGAUGGGUGGGUCGGUCACGGGGAGGCGAUGACUCCUGAACUAGAAAUUCGAGCGUGGACAGCAUUGGCUGAAGUCGGUAUGAUGGUCCUCGCAACGAGGUGUAGUCGAUGGGGAGAGGAUGAUCAGUCUGCAUGGGAAUGGACCACUGGCGUAGAACAAGACAUUGAUACUGCCCUUCGUAAAGGGCUCGGUCUAGCUACAUCCCUUCCCUCACUUCGAUCUUUCAAAGAACCCCUCACGCUUCUUAGUGCACGCGCUGCAACACCUAAACGUGCUCUCAAAAUCCUUUCGACCAUGCUAUCCUCAAAUACCACGCCACCCACCAAAUACACAUAUGAAGCAUACCUCGCUCUCGCUGAUCUUCACCUCCGCCCGGCUAGUAAAUCUAAUUCUGGGCAAGGAAGGCUAAACCCCAACCUUGGUGCUGGACUCCAUGUUCUCGAGCAAAUGCGGACUAGAGCACAACAGGCAGGGGACAUUGCUGUGGCGCAAUUAACUAUGGUUGCAAUAUUGAGGACGAGGAUUGUUCACGGCACGGAUUCGGGGGUAUCUGAGACAAUGGAAAAGCUAGAGGUGUCAUUGAAUCAAGUAGAGGAAACCCUGGGUAUUGCCUUUCCAGUUCAGUCCGAUACAGCUACGACAGAAAGUUACAACUUGCAGCAACCCAAUUCCUCACCUCGUCAAAACCCCACCCAGAAUACCCCUCAAACUCCUAAAUCCUCUUCAACAUUGCAGAAAUCCUCGGAAGAGGACUCAGAUGAUGCCUCCAUACCCGCCCAUAUCCACCAUCUUCGUGCACAUGUAUUAUUCCUCGGAGUUGCACUCUACACCCAUCUCGGGGAUGCGCAGAGUGCGGCUCAGCGGCUUGGAAAGGUUCACAAUAUCCUCGACACUGGGUACCUUGAUUUUCCUGACGAGGCAUGUUUCUGUGGACGGAGUUCGGGUGAAGUAAGGGGCCAAAAUAAGGAUAUGCCCACCGUCGAUGUUCUGGGAGCUACCUCACAGACACAUCUAAAUUGUCCGUGCGCCAGCUCGUUCCUUCUUCCGAUUCCCCUAGCCUCGAACGAUUCCCUACUCAUCAAAUCAACACAUCCGCGCGUCGUAUUCGAAUUGGCGUUUUUAAUAUCCAGUAUUGCCCGUCGUGACGUAGUCGGACGAAAGCCUAGACGAUUGAUUUUCGCUAUGGAAGGACUGAGAGCGGGUGCAGAGGUGGGGGUAGAGGUCGCGUUUCCCGUGUGGGCGACUUUAGAAGACGUCAAGGAAACAGAAUUAAGACUUGCCGAGAUUCGCGCCGAUCUGAUGUGCGAACUGGUGGCAGCCGCAAUACGCACAUCUUCUGCGGGCUCAUUUAUCCACACCUCUUCCAGCGCCGGUCUUACCGGCCUUCGAAUGGGUAUUUCCGCUCGAGACAAGUACAUAAUCUCCGCUUCCAAAUCACCAUCCACCCCGCCUCCCGACUCACCAGCUCCAAAACCCGAUCAAAAAGUCCUAUCAGCAUGCACCUACUCCCUCGCCCCACUAGCCCAUAUUCUUACGUCGCCAACCUUGCCCAUCGUACGGGCCAAGCAAGAACUCAAAAUGGCUUUAGACUUGUCUUCGAAAUCUCAGGAUAAUUAUCUCCGCGCACUCGGGGUGGCAAUGAGCGCCGCCAAGUAUAUGCAUACCGCCGAGUCGCAUGCUGGUGUCAUGCUUGGCACCGUCAAGGCGUUGGCCGCUGGGAUGGGUGCCAUCGAGAACAAGAAGGGAGAAAGUCCGAGCAAGGAAGCACGCGAAGACGGCAAGUCCAAGGAGGUAACGAAGAAAGGUAGCUUUGGAAACGCGGUAUUGGGAUUAUGGGUCGGACUCAGACUUUAUGAACUCCAUAAACGCGCUGGAGAUGCUGAGCAAGCCAAAAAGCAAGACUUGAAGAACCGGCGGCUGGUCAAGGCUGUGGCUGCUAUUGAAAUUAUGAUCAAAGAAAAGAUGACUAUCUAG
This is a messenger RNA of Rhizoctonia solani, 2187 nucleotides long. RefSeq lists its product as uncharacterized. The record is from RefSeq and is a predicted model, not a curated record. NCBI's taxonomy places the organism in Eukaryota, Fungi, Basidiomycota, Agaricomycetes, Cantharellales, Ceratobasidiaceae. Bases 1 to 2187 code for a protein of 728 amino acids. The transcript has 6 exons.